AGGCAAGAGGGAACGAAUACAAUAAAAUUCACAAUACAAUUUCAUAAAUAUUCCUUAUUGCGUUUAUAACAAAAUUAAUCAGCAAAAAAAUGUUCAAAAAAGUUGCUGUUGGUAUAUCUGGAGGAGUCGAUAGUGCAGUUGCGGCACUUUUAUUAAAACGUUUAGGAUACCACGUGGAAGGGGUGUUUAUGAGAAAUUGGGAUCAUAAUUAUGAAGCAGGUUUUUGUUCAGACGAAAAAGACUUCGAAGAUGCUUCAUUUGUUUGCCGUAAGCUCGAUAUUCCUUUACAUAAAGUGUAUUUCAUCAAAGAGUAUUGGAAUGAGGUGUUCACGGUAUUGCUAAAGGAAUAUGAAACAGGCUUAACACCAAACCCAGAUAUAUUGUGCAACCGAUAUAUUAAAUUUGAUAGCUUUUUUGAACAUUGCAGGAACAAUUUAGAAAUUGAUGCUAUAGCUACUGGUCAUUAUGCAAACACUUCAUUUGGACCUUAUUUAGAAUUUUACAAGGAAAAUGAAGGUGUACGACUAUUACAGCCUAGAGACAAACAUAAGGACCAAACUUUCUUUUUAUCUCAAGUGAAGCAAUAUGCGUUAAGAAAGUGUAUGUUCCCAUUAGCAAACUUAUUGAAAACAACUGUCAGGGAUAUAGCUAGAGAUGAAGGUUUAAUUCAAGUUGCUAACAAGAGGGACAGCACUGGAAUAUGUUUCAUAGGAAAGCGAAGAUUUCAAGAUUUUAUUGAAGAUUAUAUUGAAACAAAAAAGGGUCUUUUUAUAGAUUUUGAUACAGGACAACCUGUGGGAGAGCAUAGUGGAAUACAUAAGUGGACAGUCGGACAAAAGUGCUGUUUGGCUAAUUAUAAACAUUCAUAUUUUGUAUUCAAGAAAGAUUUAAAUACAAACAAUAUUUAUGUGGUGGCUGGAACUGAACAUUCAGCACUAUGGAAUAAUUUAUGUUUUACAACAGAGCCUCAUUGGAUACACAGUGAACCUGAAGAGUUACAGCACAACAGUGUAUUACACUGUUAUUUCAGAUUUCAACAUACUAAGCCCUUAGUAAAAUGCAGAACAACUAAAAAUUCUGAAGGAUUGACCAUUUUUUUGGAUAAACGUCUAAGAGCGCUUACAGAAGGACAAUUUGGCGUUCUCUAUAAAAAUGAUGAAUGCCUGGGGAGCGCAAAAAUUAAAAAUGUUUGUCAUAAUAUUAUAUACUAA
This is a messenger RNA of Papilio machaon (common yellow swallowtail), 1211 nucleotides long. Its product is annotated as mitochondrial tRNA-specific 2-thiouridylase 1. Lineage: Eukaryota; Metazoa; Arthropoda; Insecta; Lepidoptera; Papilionidae. Gene Ontology annotation, biological process: tRNA wobble position uridine thiolation. Gene Ontology annotation, molecular function: sulfurtransferase activity. Gene Ontology annotation, cellular component: mitochondrion. The transcript is spliced from 5 exons. The record is from RefSeq and is a predicted model, not a curated record. The coding region runs from base 90 to 1211 and encodes 373 amino acids.